Molecule: messenger RNA, 680 nt
Organism: Sphaerodactylus townsendi
Lineage: Eukaryota; Metazoa; Chordata; Lepidosauria; Squamata; Sphaerodactylidae
Gene: DTD1
Product: D-aminoacyl-tRNA deacylase 1
Exons: 5
Coding region: 54-536 (160 amino acids)
Biological process (GO): tRNA metabolic process
Cellular component (GO): cytoplasm
Molecular function (GO): D-tyrosyl-tRNA(Tyr) deacylase activity
Source: RefSeq, a predicted model, not a curated record
CCCAGGCCGGAAGUCGUCGCUCUCGAGGUCUCGGGCCGCUCCAUGCCGGCGACAUGAAGGCCAUCGUCCAGCGGGUCACCCGGGCCAGCGUGACAGUUGGCGGAGAACAAAUAAGCUCGAUUGGACGAGGCCUUUGUGUGCUGCUGGGUCUGUCUGUGGAGGACACGCAAAAAGAACUUGAACAUAUCGUUCGAAAGAUAUUAAACCUCCGCGUGUUUGAAGAUGAGAGUGGGAAGCAGUGGUCUAAAAGUGUGAUGGACCAGCAGUAUGAGGUGCUCUGUGUCAGCCAGUUCACUCUGCACUGCAUUCUCAAAGGAAACAAGCCCGAUUAUCACAUGGCCAUGCCAACCGAGCAAGCAGAGACCUUCUACAACAGCUUCUUGGAGCACCUCCGCAAAGCAUACAAGCCAGAGUUCGUUAAAGAUGGCAAAUUUGGUGCAUACAUGCAGGUACAUAUCCAGAAUGAUGGGCCUGUGACCAUAGAACUAGAGUCUCCUUUGGCUCCGAUUGAUUCUAAGCAGAUGUUUUGUUACUAAGGACCACUGGUCAAAACGAAGAGCCGGUCUUCAGUUCCUGGCAGUGUCCUUUGGUAUUUCCUUCUGCGAGGCCAUGUGCCGAAUGCACUUGGGAAAUUAAAACGAGGGCUGCUGCAAGGAAAACAAUGAAUGGAGGAUGGUGGG